AUGGAAGUACAAGAGAGCUUGCUUGACACACUUUUUGAUGAGGAAAUUCUUGAAGAUGGCCAAGAUGUUGAAAUGGUUGUUGUAGAAAAGGGUGAGUUCAUUGAACCGAUUCAAGGGACUAGAGCGAUUCAAGGGACUAGAGCAGGAGAAAGUUCUAAUGUUCAUGAUAUUCAAGAAAAUCAAGAAUUUAACAGGCAGAGUUCAAAACAGAAGAAGAAGAAAAAGAAAAACAAGCACAAGAGAGGUGGCAGUGCAGGUCCAAAUGUUGAUGUGGUCCAAGCUUGUGGAGGUCAGAAGACCUCAGAUGGCAGCCGAUUCCGGAGAGGUGGUGGUGCAUUAUGGAAUAUAAUCAAAGCACUUUUCCUAGGUUUGCUUCAGUCUCAUAGUCACAUCAUAGCCAUCAUGUCACCUUCAUACGUCUUUUUGACACGAUUCAAGCAGCAGAAGCAAGAACCAGCUGUGCAACACAGUGAAACUCCCUCCACAACCGCGCCUCUCGCUGGCAGUCAGAAAGAGGGUAAUCCAUCUGAUAAUUUGGAGCUUGCACGUCAUGAUCAAAGCCAGCACGAAGCCAGACAGAAAAGUGCAUCUGUUCAUGAACGAAUACGAAUGCCAGUUAUAUACGAUGAUUAUCUGCUCGGUAGAGAGGAUUCCGUAGAUAAGGAGAAGCUGAUUACUCCUGAGAUUGGCCAAACAUUGCCUAGGCUUGCAAAGGUUUUAAGCAUUCCACUCUCUUGA
Molecule: messenger RNA, 738 nt
Organism: Salvia splendens (bonfire salvia)
Lineage: Eukaryota; Viridiplantae; Streptophyta; Magnoliopsida; Lamiales; Lamiaceae
Exons: 5
Coding region: 1-738 (245 amino acids)
Biological process (GO): snRNA export from nucleus
Source: RefSeq, a predicted model, not a curated record